UCUCCCUCUAUCUACACCGCUCUCUCGCUACACCGCUCUCUCUCUCUCUCUACACCGCUCUCUCUCUCUCUACACCUCUCUCUCUCUCUCUCUCUACACCUCUCUCUCUACACCUCUCUCUCGCUCUCUCUCUACACCUCUCUCGCUCUCUCUCUACACCUCUCUCUCUCUCUCUCUCUACACCUCUCUCUCCCUCUAUCUACACCUCUCUCUCUCUACACCUCUCUCUCUCUCUACACCUCUCUCUCUCUCUACACCUCCCUCUCCCUCUCUCUACACCUCUCUCUCUCUAUCUACAUCUCUCUCUCUCGCUCUCUCUCUCCUUUCUAUACCUCUCUCUCUCGCUCUACACCUCUGUCUCUCUCGCUACACCUGUCUCUCUACACCCCCCUCUCCCUCUCUCUCUCUACACCCCUCGCUCUCUCUCUCUACACCUCUCUCUCUCUCUACACCCCUCUCUCUCUCUCUCUCUACAUCCCUCUCUCUCUACAGCUACACCUCUCUCUCUGUCUCUCUCUACCCCUCUACCUCUCUCUCUCCACCUCUCUCUCUCUCUCUACAUCUACACCUCUCUCUCUCUCUCUACCCCUCUACCUCUCUCUCUCUCUCUACACCUCUACCUCUCUCUCUCUCUCUCUCGCUACCUCUAUCUCUAUGUAAUGACCGGUUAAAAGUCAUGUUCCAAGGGUAUAAAACCCUCACCACCAGAGUGACGGUGUCAAACUACUGUUCCCUAGUUAUUAGUCAUUAUUGAGCCAAGGUAGAUAUUUUACAUUAGAAAAGUCGCUCCCACCAAGGGCCAGCAGCAGUAGUAAUCCAUACGGCCAUAAAAAUAUCCAUUUCUCCGAGUCGUAACAACAUAAUCCACAUUGCGUUUGCCUGUUGGAAUUCCAGUAAGCCACUUAGAAUCGAAUAUAUUGACUUGCUAUAACGUACUAUAACUUAAAGUGAACAAUAUGUAUUUGAUGUGGUUGAGACUCAGCACCCCGAAGAAAGUUAUCUCUCUAUCAGCACCUUCCUUCUGGAUUGUCCUUGCUCCAUCACUAGUUUGUCUUCUUCCUGUUUGCUCUUCUCUCUGAGGUUCUCCAACUCCCUCUGAAGUUCAUAAAGUUCCUUACUGGCCUUCUGAAGAAAAAAAAAAAAAGGUAAACUCAUAUGAUGCAGACAAGUGAGUACGUGUUUAAAUCUCGAACCAAUUUCUGCAUGCUGUGUCCUCGCUUCAUGGCGUGUAGUUGUCGCCUGCUCCACUCCACUUCCUCCUCCAUGCGGCCCAGACGCUGCAGCAGCUGAUGGUGGGUGAAGGAGAGGGUCUCAUGGCGUUGGAUGACGGGCGUGACCGCGCAGUCUGAGUCCUUCUCGGGAUGAUCUAAGCCGCUGCAGCAGUACAAGUAUCACUUUUUGGAGCUGGGUCUGUGAGCACGCCGUCGCAUCGGAUGUCUGAGUGGACUAUAAAGCGUCUUCUGGGAUGAUCGCAGUCAGCAGAUAUGGGUCUCUUUAUCAGAGACUGAACGUGGACGUCAAAAACAGGCUGGAUGUCCGCCCUCUUCCAAUAUCGGGGAGCAAGCUAAACCAGCUCAGGGAUGUCGACCCAGUGGUACUCGUCAUCCGAGGAGGUGAUGUGGAGGCUGUUAAUGAGCUCGUUACAUCUUCUCCUCAGAGGCUGAUGAGGGAGAACACAGACGGCUGGAUCCCCCUGCAUCAUGCUGCCUUCAGUGGGCAGCUUGAGUGCCUGAGGACCUUACUUAAAGCGCAUCCAGGUUCUGCAGACAAGCGUACUUUGCAGGAACAGACGGCUUUGCUGCUCGCGGUAUCUGGUGAACAUUUAUCAUGUGUGAAGUGUCUUCUGGAGUCUGGAGCUGAUCCUGACAUCAGCAGCAAGAAUAAAGAAACCCCUUUGUACACAGCCUGCAGGUUGGACAACGUGGACAUGGUGACCCUCCUUCUCUCCUUCGGGGCUACAGUAAACCAGCGCUGUGCUCAGGGUUGGACAGCCCUCCACGAGGCCGUGUCCACGAGCAACAUCGCAAUGUGUGACAUCCUCAUCGAAGCCGGCGCCACGGUCAACCCUUGUAACUCUUACAGCAUCACGCCACUCAUCGUAGCAGCUGAGCUAGGAUGCUCAAAGGCGGUCAAUUACCUCAUCGGAAAAGGCGCAGAUGUAAACAUGCAGACAUGCGACGGCGUCACAGCACUGCAUGAGGCUAGCAAAAAUGGCCACAAGGACAUCGUGGAAGUGUUGUUGUCCAAAAAUGCAGACGCGAAUAAGCACGCCGACUCGGGAUUGCUGGCUCUGCAUGUAGCAGCUCAACAUGGACACAAAGACAUCGUGUCUCUGCUUGUCCCCGUGACCAGCCGCACCCGGAUUCGCCACAGUUGGAUCAGUCCUCUGCACCUGGCAGCGGAGCACAACCAACCCCGAGCAGCAGCUGCGCUCCUCAAGGCGGGCGCGGAUGUCAACGCCACGCUGGGCCCCUCUCGCGCCACGCUCUACCCUGACGGACGCGUGACAGCGCUCUACUUCGCGGUCGCUAACAGCUCCGCGGAAACCGUAGAGCUGCUCUUAAACGCGGGCGCCAGACUGGACUUGGACCCUAUCAGUCCUCUGCUGCAAGCCGUGCACGACGGCAGUAUGGAGACCGUGACGCUUUUGCUACAGAGAGGCGCUGACGUCAACGUCAGGAUGCCAUCUUGGGCGACAACGUUCCCCGCGGUUGUUGCGCUAUGCAUGGAUAAUCUGCCUCUACUCAAGUGCCUUCUGGAUAACGGAUGCGAUGCGGUGUCCUGCUUCACGUGCACAUACGGUCCGGGUUCUCAUCCGGAACAAUCUCAUAUGAGAACUAUCGGUAGUUCUCUUCACUUACGCUGCACCGACGCACCACAACAAACCACCACACAGUUUUGUGAAUGGAUUGCAACAUCGCUUAUGAGAAAAUUCGCCGGACCGAUCGUAGACUUGCUGCUGGAGUACGUCGCUCAUGUUGGAUUGUGCAGCAAACUCACGCAACUGCUGGACAGCCACCAUGAAUGGAGAGAUGUAAACAGGAAGUCAGUGUCACCUCGUUCACUGCGGCACCUUUGCAGAUUAAGUAUUCGCACCCAAGUGGGCCCACGUAGACUGAGAUCCCUCACAAGCUUACCUCUACCAGGAAGACUGAUAAGAUACCUCACCGGGAUGGACUGAUAAGAUGACCUCCAUGAAGUACAUUUUAUAUUUGUCUGUGUCCUAUUUUUAAUCAUGUCUAAUAUAUCUGUAAAGCAUUCUAUCUAUUUAUAAACUCUUAUGAUGUGACUUUCUCUUUUGUUUUGUUUUUUUCAACUUUCAUUUCAUAGGAAAAACCUCGAUAAAAAUUAACUUAAACCCACGGGACUUCUUGUGGGAAUCGUUUAUUUAAGAAAUGAAAGCAUGUGUAUCAAACAUUACUGCGACAAAGAGGAGCCUAAAAGUAGAAACCUGUCAACUUACUGUGCGGGAUCAGAGAAACAAGAACAUGAAGAAGUGCAUUUUAGUCCUCUAGAAGUGAGCCAAAAAUAGUAUUCCAUUAAGUGCUUGAGGAAGUGUCUCAUUAUUGAUUGCUGAGAUGACAAGAAUUAGUCGUAUUUGUGUUUAAAUGAAGCCAAAGACGCUGAAGAUCGGCGACGGGAUAGCGGGCUUGGUGGGUAUGGGUUUGACGACAACGUGCGUAUGAAUCUUCUGCUCCGGUCUCUCAGGUUCCGUUUUACACCACAGUCCUAUAGCGGGAUGCGGCACCAUGAUGUGACCCUGGAUGACCUGCUGGUGGUGGUGGUGAUGGUGGUGGUGGUGGACUUGGAAAGGGCAGCAAGCACACACGUUGAACCCGCGAUGAGAGAUACGUUCCAGUUUCAGAGCCUCUUUGGAGAUCUUUGCGUCCUCAUCAUGACCUUUUCUGAGAUCUCUGGUGUCUGUGGAUGCUGGGUGAUUCAUUCUAAGUCCGGACUGGGAGUGAUCCCGCUUGGUUAUUUUGGGUUCUUCCCAGAAAGAGGCCGGAAGUUGGCGUUUCCUCAUUGGGACCUGCUCCACAGAACCGCACACAUUGUCUGCACUCGCACCCGCGUCCUUUUCUGGAACUUGUAAACCGGCGGCGCUCGUGGGUUUGGCGCACUGCGCAGAUCGGAGCGGGUGACAUCUCGGCACACGGGAGUAUUUCUGAGAGAAGCGCUUGAGCUGUUUCUGUAGGUACUUCCUGUGGUCCACCGAGCGUCUGCACGGAGCCGACUUAUCCAAAGCCGCCUUGAUGUCGCUCGAUGCGAGGUUCACAAAAUUGAGCAACGUUCUCACUUCGUUGUCUGCAUUUGCCAUUUUUAUCCGAUACUUCUGUUUCCGCGAUGAAUCGUCAAUCCAUGUUUUAAAAAUUGUAGUCCAUCAUCAAAACCUGCAGGUAGGGAAAGUGAAAUUAUUAUUUAUUUGACUUGCAGCUUGACAAAAAUAAAGAAAAAAAAGUUGACUUCUGUUAUGGCAAAUGAAUUGAUUUUUAGGCUUUGGUGACAGUAACCGAAAUCUAGAAGUCUGAGCAGAAAAUGCUCCAGAAAAUCAGGUUUUCAGGGAGUAAAGGGGGGCCCAGAUGUACUAUACCAGGGGUCUCAAACACGCGGCCAAAUGUGGCCCGCAGGACACUAGUUUGAGGCCCCCGCCUUGAUAUGAAAGUUUAAUGUUAGUGCGGCCCGCGCAAGUUUGAUAUGGAUGCUGUAUGGUAUCAUGUACCCAGAAAAAAUUAUUACGUUUGAUUAAUGUUCAUGUUAAAGGUUAAAUAACUCUUAAUAGUUAUCCUCCCUAUACG
This is a messenger RNA of Doryrhamphus excisus (bluestripe pipefish), 4796 nucleotides long. The record is from RefSeq and is a predicted model, not a curated record. NCBI's taxonomy places the organism in Eukaryota, Metazoa, Chordata, Actinopteri, Syngnathiformes, Syngnathidae.